AUGGGAAAUAAGAAUAUAUGUUGUUGUACUUAGGAAGAAUAAUAGCAAUAAUCAUAAACCCUUGGUUCAGAAUGUAUUAAGAAAAUUUAAGAAUAUUAGUGAAACUUUUCCUCUCUUUUAGUUGGCAUGCUCAAGUUAAUGAGAUCAUAAAUAGAAAUUAUAAUCACAUGCCUUUAUUAAAUGAAUACAGAGUAUCACAUACUCUUUAAACUAUUCAAUAACGUUUUCAUAUUAGAAAUCAAAUGUUAAGUGAUAUUUUUUAUAGCUUUGUUUAGAAUCCCAAAGAAAUGAAAUUUCAUUCUUUAAUGAAAAUUUCAUUUGUUUCUACAUCUAUUAUUAUAUCUGAUAAUAGUUAUCAAUCAUAAUUAGCAUAGAGUUUCAUGAAGGCAACUGAUUGUUAAAUUUUACAAUCUCUAUCAUCAAGUCCUCUUGAUUUAAAAAUGGAAAUCAAUUUAUUUAAAUAUUUCUUUGUUGAUCUUAUUCUAAAAUUCUAUAAAUCAAUUAUUAAAAUUGAUGAAAUAAAGAUGCUUAUUUUGGAUGAGUUAUUUGGUAACUAAAUUUUUAUGACUUUGUCUAAUUAUAAUAUGACAAAGGAUUAUAUAUUUAAAUGUAUUCUGUUAAAUAACAUUCUUUUAAUUGAAGUAUUUAUAUAAAAAUUAGAAAUGUUGACUAAACAAUUGUAAUUGCUUAUUAAAAAAAUAUUAAGAAGUAGAUAAGAUCUCAAAAUAAAUAAGAAAAAGCUGUUGCAAUUCUAUAAAGCAUUAUUACUAAAAGGUCUCCAAGUGAAAAAUUAAUAGUUUUAAAUAAGGCAACUUAACAAUUAACUUCUUAAAGUAAGAUAAUAAAUGAUGAUAAAUUUAAUGAAUUAGUUAAUGAUUUGAUUGUCCAUGCUAAUAUACCUUCAUUUAUAACUGAAAUAAAAAUGAUUCAUCAUUUUGCUGGGGAAAUGUAUAAUGUAUUUUUAGGUUUAUUAGUGAUUGUUUGGGGAGAUAUGGUUAUGUCCUUACUGGUGUUAUGGGAUUAUUAAUGCUAAUAAUAUAAGAUUAGUGA
Messenger RNA from Paramecium primaurelia, 1050 nucleotides. Lineage: Eukaryota; Ciliophora; Oligohymenophorea; Peniculida; Parameciidae. The record is from the annotation of a GenBank genome assembly.